UGCUGUCUGCUACAUCUAAAAAUGGAGGGUGAUGCAGCUACUGUGUGUGCAGGGAGGGAGAGGACGAAAGGCAACUGGCAAGUGGGAGAGAGAAACUUCCUGAUAGAGAUGAUAAGCCAGAGGAAGGGUAUAUUACUGUCUAGAAAGACUGAUUAUCUUACAAACUCAAACAAAGCUGGUGCUUGGGAGGCUUUGGUUGAAGCCUUCCAUGCAAAGUUUGGAAGGAGAUGGAGUUGCACCCAGAUAAAGGAUCAAUGGAAAAGGAUCCGGAUUAACGCGAAGAAAGAGUAUUCUAACUAUACUAGAGAGAGUAGGAAGACAGGAGGAGGGCCACCUCCACCUGAACCCAGCAACCUCACCAUCAUAGUUAAGGAACUUUGCCCGUAUGAUUUUGUACAGCUCAGGAAUAGAUUCGAUGAUGACAACAACCAGGACCAAGAAAACAUCAUCGCCAUAAAUUCCCUGACGUCAAUAGCAACUGGCCGUAAUGAGUCAAGAUCAACACCAACAAACACAGGACUGUCAACAGGAUCAUUUCUCGAACCAAGGACAACCUCAUCCGAAGUUAUGUUCGAAGGUCUCGCCUCCCAGCCUAGUACAUCUACAGCGACCCCACGAUCCCUUUCAAGGACAACCUCAUCCGAAGUUAUGUCCGAAGGUCUCGCCUCCCAGCCUAGUACAUCUACAGCGACCCCACGAUCCCUUUCAAGGACAACCUCAUCCGAAGUUAUGUCCGAAGGUCUCGCCUCCCAGCCUAGUACAUCUACAGCGACCCCACGAUCCCUUUCAAGGACAACCUCAUCCGAAGUUAUGUCCGAAGGUCUCGCCUCCCAGCCUAGUACAUCUACAGCGACCCCACGAUCCCUUUCAAGGACAACCUCAUCCGAAGUUAUGUCCGAAGGUCUCGCCUCCCAGCCUAGUACAUCUACAGCGACCCCACGAUCCCUUUCAAGCAAUACAGAAAUCAACACUGCUCUUCUGAGGACUCCUGCUGCUAAGCGAGCAUUGAGUUACAACUCUCAAAACAAGAAAUGUCGGUUAGCAGAGGAUAGGAUGGUUGAAUUGGCAGAGGAGGAGCAUGCCGUAAGGCUGGACAUUUUAUGGAAAGAACACAAUUUAAAAAUAAAAGAGCAUGAACUGCGUAUGGAAAUUAUCAAAAUAGAGAAACAGGUUGCUGAAGCCAAACUGCUUGAAGCACAGGGUAAUACAUCUCAUCUAACUAAUUAAUCAAAAAUAAUUUAAGCUGUUCUGUUAAACAUGUUUAAUUCUACAUUUAAGAUAUAUCGUUCACAUAUUGAUUUUUAGCCUGAUUCAAAUAUUUCUUGCACUUCAAUUGUAAUUGCUAAUGUAAUUAUUAAUAUAAACAUGUCUUUAAAUGGACAGCAACAAUGUAUGAUGUGUGAUUAAUAGGCAAAAGUUGUUGUUCAAUGUAGUGCCAUAUUGAUCACAAACAUUUAUUUGAUUUCAAAUGUUUUGUGCACUUAAAAUGCAAUUACAAUAUAAACAUGGUCUUUCAAAUGAACAGCUGCAAAGUAGGAUCUGUUUGACUCUGCAAAGGUUUUCUGUUCAACAUAGUGCUACAUUGAUCACAAACUGAUUUAACAUGUGAUUUUCAAAUGUUUCUUGCACAUAAAUGCCAUUGCCAAUGUAAAUAUAAAGUAUAUAUGAACAUGUCUUCGAAUGAACAGCUGCAAAGUAAGAUCUGUUUGACUCUGCAAAGGUUUUCUGUUCAACAUAGUGCUACAUUGAUCAUAAACUGAUUUAACACGUGAUUAUCAAAUGUUUCUUGCACAUAAAUGCCAUUGCCAAUGUAAAUAUAUAUGAACAUGUCUUCAAAUGAACAGCUGCAAAGUAGGAUCUGUUUGACUCUGUAAAGGUUUUCUGUUCAACAUAGUGCUACAUUGAUCACAAACUGAUUUAACAUGUGAUUUUCAAAUGUUUCUUGCACAUAAAUGCCAUUGCCAAUGUAAAUAUAAAGUAUAUAUGAACAUGUCUUCGAAUGAACAGCUGCAAAGUAAGAUCUGUUUGACUCUGCAAAGGUUUUCUGUUCAACAUAGUGCUACAUUGAUCAUAAACUGAUUUAACACGUGAUUAUCAAAUGUUUCUUGCACAUAAAUGCCAUUGCCAAUGUAAAUAUAUAUGAACAUGUCUUCAAAUGAACAGCUGCAAAGUAGGAUCUGUUUGACUCUGCAAAGGUUUUCUGUUCAACAUAGUGCUACAUUGAUCACAAACUGAUUUAACAUGUGAUUUUCAAAUGUUUCUUGCACAUAAAUGCCAUUGCCAAUGUAAAUAUAAAGUAUAUAUGAACAUGUCUUCGAAUGAACAGCUGCAAAGUAAGAUCUGUUUGACUCUGCAAAGGUUUUCUGUUCAACAUAGUGCUACAUUGAUCACAAACUGAUUUAACAUGUGAUUUUCAAAUGUUUCUUGCACAUAAAUGCCAUUCAAUACUUUGGAAUUACACUGUACAUAUAGCAAUAAAUUACAACUCUCCAUCGUUUUAAA
Messenger RNA from Strongylocentrotus purpuratus (purple sea urchin), 2502 nucleotides. RefSeq names its product cell wall protein DAN4. The record is from RefSeq and is a predicted model, not a curated record. The coding region runs from base 22 to 1227 and encodes 401 amino acids. The transcript is spliced from 8 exons. NCBI's taxonomy places the organism in Eukaryota, Metazoa, Echinodermata, Echinoidea, Camarodonta, Strongylocentrotidae.